AUCCUCCUCCCAUGGCGUCGUUGAUAUUAAAUUGAUUACAAUGGCGUCUCUCACCCCCGGCGUUCUCUCAAAGCUCAUCGAAAACGCCGGUAAUAAGAACUCCAAAGUUACCGGCGAGCACCGGACGCCUCUUCUCCAAGUCCUCCAGAUUCUCCCCUCUCUUCCCGGUUCCGGUGACGACGACGACCAAAAUGACCCGUUUCGAACCAGAGGCUUCUUCUUGAAACUCUCCGAUUCUCUCCAUUCCGCUUACGCUUCCAUUUCCGACGACGACUUGGAUUUAAUUUACAGCGAUAAGAUUCAGUUGGGUCAAUUCGUUCAUGUCUCCCGGUUCGACCCGGGCCGGUCUGGUUCUCGCGUUCCGAUUCUUCGUGGGUUGAAGCCGGUUUCUAGAAGAAGACCUUGCGUUGGAAAUCCCGUUGAUUUGGUCUCCAGCGACUUGCUCCCGAUUUCACGCGCCGCUGUGGGCGUUAAUGGUUUCUCGAAACGUACGGUGGAGCCGAGGAGGAGGUUGAGUUUGGACUCGGCGCGGCGGGGAUGGGACCGUGGGACUCCGCUGGCUUCUACAGCCGUAAAGGCCGCCGGUUCGCCACCGAGGAGGGGUUCUUCCGAGAAAGGGUCGGCCAAGGCAUUAAAGUUUUCGCCGCUUAAAACUAAAGAUGAGGGCUCAUUGGUACGGAAGCCGACGAGUACAGUUAUUAAACGCAAAGAUGUUAAGUUAGCGGCCGUAAACCGCCCCAUUCCGGUGGCGGUGGAUUUGAAAAGUUGGUCGGAGAAGAGUAUGGCGUGGAGGGCGCUGCCGUUGACGGUGGCCGUUGCUGGAAAGAAAAGCGUUAGAAGUCGAAAUCUUGCAUUUAUGAAGGCAGUUGAUGCGUUGGAAGAAGCAUCAGCCAUUGAAGCCGUCCUCCACUGCAUGUGUUUAUUUGCAGAACUAUCGGAAUCUUCCAAGCAAGUGUCUGGUGGGUCAUUGGUAGAGCAAUUUUUACAACUCUAUGAGAGGAUCCAACAAACACACGCAUCCUUGAAUUCCGUACUCAACAAAAUGCCAUCAGCUGAUUCAAACUUGGUCAGCCAUGGCCAUAACAAUAUCAAUGCCACUUCAUGGAUUCAGGCGGCCAUUGCUACAAAUCUUUCAAAUUUCAAUUUGUUCGAGACGAAAGACGAUCUCGAAACACAAGUCCGAGAUAGACAAGUCUACAUUGUCAUUGAUAACGCGACAAAGAAACUCGAUUUUGAAAACCAUUCCCCUAAACUGACUUCCACGAAUCGCAAAAACUAUACACGUGAUUCUACUGCUAAACUCUCGCAUUCAAAAGAAGAGUUUCGUAGAGGGAAUGGGUUAAAAAAGGCUGCUGAACUAGCCAUGGAACUACUCUCGGUCUCGCGUCGAUGGUUCGUGAAAUACUUGGAGGAUUUGCUUGAAAAUAGUUUCGAGCAGAGAUUAAGGGAAGGAGGUGUUGAGAUUGCAUGUCUUCUUAGGCAGCUUAAAAGGGUAAACGAAUGGAUGAAUGAGUUGAUUGAAAGCAAAGUUGAGAUUGAUCAUAAAAUUGAGCAAUUGAGGAAGAAACUCUACAAGUUCCUUCUAGAGCAUGCUCAUAUUGGCACUCGUUCAAGUCGGUAGAGAUACAAGUUCAAGGAUCGCUAACUUUUUUUGACAUUUAGAGUAGAAAUUUGACCUAAGAUUGACUUUGU
This is a messenger RNA of Cucurbita maxima (winter squash), 1692 nucleotides long. RefSeq lists its product as uncharacterized. Bases 41 to 1621 code for a protein of 526 amino acids. NCBI's taxonomy places the organism in Eukaryota, Viridiplantae, Streptophyta, Magnoliopsida, Cucurbitales, Cucurbitaceae. The transcript is spliced from 3 exons. The record is from RefSeq and is a predicted model, not a curated record.